Meloidogyne enterolobii is the source of this 636-nucleotide messenger RNA. The record is from the annotation of a GenBank genome assembly. NCBI's taxonomy places the organism in Eukaryota, Metazoa, Nematoda, Chromadorea, Rhabditida, Meloidogynidae.
AUGCAUCAGAGAAACAGUCGAAUUAUUAAAGAAUUUUACAAAUUUUUUUUUUCUCACAGGUUGCAACAGACGAAAACAUCUUUGAUGCAUCCACCUUCAGCACCUUUCUAUUCUUCUCUUCAUCUUCCAAUUGGCCAUCCACUUCCUGGCGGUACUUUUCAAUCUACUUCUCUUCCUGCUAGAAUGACGAUGUCUACUCAGCAGCCAUUUUCUUCUGUUUCUCCGAAUAUUAUGAUAAAUCAACAGCAACAACAACCAAAUCUUCUACUUCGUCAAAUUACCCUUGAAGAAGCCAAAGAAAAUGCUGGAAGUUGUUAUGAUGAACAUUUAACAUUUGGAGUUCAAAUGGCAAUGCUUGGAGCGAGUAUGCCUGACAGAGGUAGUUUUCGAGGUGGGCGUGGUGGGUGUACUUCUGUUGGCAAUGCUGGGGGAGCUCGUGAUAGUUCUAAGGUGGAUGCUGAAGGGGGGAAUGGAAGAUUUGAAAAGAGAACACCAAGGCGUACAGCAGGCUCUGAUUCAAAUGGUAGACGUUUAGAUUAUGACAUUUCUCCAGUUCGUGGUGGCGGCAGUGAAGAUAUUUCUGUUAAAGGAAAUCGUGAUCGUGACAAUAAUAAAUUGGUUUUAAUAUUUUUUUAA